Molecule: messenger RNA, 801 nt
Organism: Penicillium atrosanguineum
Lineage: Eukaryota; Fungi; Ascomycota; Eurotiomycetes; Eurotiales; Aspergillaceae
Exons: 1
Coding region: 1-801 (266 amino acids)
Source: RefSeq, a predicted model, not a curated record
AUGGAGCUGACUGAGGGGCGAGCACGUUUCUCCUUCUCAAGCCAUCGGAAAGAAAAACAGGCUAGCUCAUUCCAAGAUGAUCGCCUCUCAACAGCCCCCACUGAUGAAACGUCGCGAGGAACAUUCGGAAUUCGGCGAGCACUAGGGCGAGAUUUGCACCUGUCGUCUGUCAGCGAACAAACAGAAGAGUUACUGAAGACAACAAACCACACCCUCGCUCAGCUUCAAGAGGCCCAACGCCUGCGUCAGCUGAAGCAGCCUCUCCUAGAAGCCAGCGAACGCAGCUGGAUUGAUCACACCCUCGAAGAUGUCGCAGAUGCGGCCCACGAAGCAGCCAUCAUCCUCGAGCCCAUGCGAGUCGAAAAAGAGACCCGAAACGGAAGAGUCUCCUUUGGGCGGCAACUGCGCUGGGUUUACCGGGAUAACCAACGAGCCCAGAGCAAGAAUCAACGGCUAUUGGCGUCUCACCACAGCUUAAUGUUGGUUUUGGGGCAUCUCCAGCGGCUGAAUUCCCCCGACUUGACAACGCCCGAAUCACCCGUCGUUCAUGAGCUUGCCGAUACCCUGUCAAUGGACUCCACUCGCAGCCUAUCAGACUGGCAGAGGCUGCGGCCUGAACCGAAUGGACCCACAAAGAAUGCGGAGGAGGUCAUGGGGCCAAGAAGCCCCCUGAACAACGAGAUGCACGAUAUGCUGGCAUGGCGGCGGUCUAAGGGAGCUUUGGCUGAGACAAAACACCGCUCGGGCGCUACCACGGAGAAACUGGAUAUCGGCCCAAGAGUCUCAAUAUGGGCAAGAUAG